AUGAACGACAUGUUUCCACAGACCAAGGCCCACAUUAUUGACUACUUUUGCCGCGUCGAUGAAGGUGCGUGGUCCAAGGAUAAGAAGGAUGCCUUUGGGCUCUGCAUGUGCAUUUGCGGCUGCGAUACGGAUGCGCAUGUGGCUUGUGGGUGCAGAAAGCCCCCCAACACCUUGGCCUCAACGAGUCUAGUCUCCAUUUGCCUGCCCGCAGGCUUCCUUUGGCUCGGGCUUCCUGUGCAUUGUUCCUUCUGCAGGAAUACUUUCUCUGCAUUUCUCGGGCCCUGCCAGAUGCCUGAGAGUUGA
This is a messenger RNA of Symbiodinium natans, 303 nucleotides long. The record is from the annotation of a GenBank genome assembly. Lineage: Eukaryota; Dinophyceae; Suessiales; Symbiodiniaceae.